GUGUGUCUGAUGUUUAUUCAACUGAAACAGAGAUAUCAUUGAUGGAGGGAGAUUCUGUUAUUCUACACACUAAUGUUACUGAAAUACAGAGAGAUGAUCUGAUACUGUGGACAUUUAGAAUUAAUAGUUCAGAGACUCGUAUCGCUGAAAUCUAUAAACAGAUUGUCUCUGUGUAUGAUAAUAAAGAGAAUAAUGAGAGAUUCAGAGACAGACUAAAGAUAGAUGAGCAGACAGGAUCUCUGACCAUCACAAACAUCAACAAAUUACACUCUGGACUUUAUAAACUACAGAUCAUCAGAGGAGAUGUCAAACACAAGAGCUUCAGUAUUGAUGUCUAUGCUCUACUGACUGUUCCAGUCAUCAGUGAUUCUCCUCAAAACCCAUCAGUGUCUGGAAGAUCUUCAGUGUCUAAUUGUUCACUGCUGUGUUCAGCUGUGAAUGUGAGUGCUGUGACUCUCUCCCGGUACAAAGGAAACAGUUUAUUGUCCAGCAUCAGUGUGUCUGAUCUCAGCAUCAGUCUCUCUCUACCUCUGGAGCUUGAGUGUCUGGAUGAUUCGUACAGCUGUGUUGUGGCUUAUUCAUUCACUAACCAGACUAAACAUCUCAACAACACUGAUCUCUGCCAGACGUGUUCAGGUUACACUGGCUACCAGUAG
This is a messenger RNA of Carassius auratus (goldfish), 656 nucleotides long. RefSeq lists its product as uncharacterized. The record is from RefSeq and is a predicted model, not a curated record. The transcript has 3 exons. The annotation marks the transcript as partial. NCBI's taxonomy places the organism in Eukaryota, Metazoa, Chordata, Actinopteri, Cypriniformes, Cyprinidae.